Sorex fumeus (smoky shrew) is the source of this 1013-nucleotide messenger RNA. RefSeq names its product coiled-coil domain containing 71 like (gene CCDC71L). The record is from RefSeq and is a predicted model, not a curated record. The coding region runs from base 35 to 835 and encodes 266 amino acids. The transcript has a single exon. NCBI's taxonomy places the organism in Eukaryota, Metazoa, Chordata, Mammalia, Eulipotyphla, Soricidae.
GGCAGCGGGACCCGGCGAGCGCGAGCGGCCUCCGAUGCGGCGCAGCGUGAAGAGGCGGCGGCGCCGGCCCCCGGCGGCUCCGGCCCCGGCCGCCCGGGGCGGCGGCGGCGGCGGCGGCGGCGGCUUGGGGGCCGGACUGGAGGCGCGGGAGGAGAAGGUGGUGUACUCGCGGUCGCAACUGUCGCUGGCCGACAGCACCAAGGCGCUGGGCGACGCCUUCAAGCUCUUCAUGCCCCGCAGCACGGAGUUCAUGAGCUCGGACGCGGAGCUCUGGAGCUUCCUCUGCAGCCUCAAGCACCAGUUCUCCCCGCACAUCCUGCGCAGCAAGGACGUCUACGGCUACUCCUCCUGCCGGGCCCUGGUGCCCGACCCCCCGCUGGCCCCGACCACCCGCGGCCCGACGCGCAGGCCGGCGCAGAGCGCGGCGGCCACCAGGAGGAGGCGCCGUGGAGGCCGGGCGGCCGCCGCCCGCAGCAGGAAGCCUAAGCCGUCGCCGUUGCCGUCGCCGCUGCCGCCGCCGCCGCCGCCACCACCGUCGUCGUCGUCGUCGUCGUCGUCGUUGCUGUGGUCGCCGUCGGCGUUGCCGCCGCCGCCGCCCUGUGAGGAGCGCGGCCCCGUCGUCCGGGCCCCGGCGCCCAGCUUCGGGGGCCGCACCCUGGAGGAGAUCUGGAGGGCGGCCACCCCGACGCUCACCACCUUCCCCACCAUCCGCGUCGGCGGCGACGUGUGGAGCGAGCGCAGCCUGGCGGCGGCGCGCCACCGAGCGCGCCAAGUCCUGCGAGUGAACCUGGAACCCGUGGUGAGGCUCCGCCGCUUCCCGGUACCCCGGGCCUGACGGGGCGGGCCGUGCCCCCGCGGUGCCCUCUGACCCCGGGACGGAGCUUCCGCCUUGGAGGGAGAUGGACAAGUGUCAGUCGAGUGUUUACAGAUGCGGCCAGGACACCACCACCACCACCGCCCCCGCCCCCUCCCGCCCCCCUUAGUGCACUUUAAGGGCGAAGAAAGUCACCGGA